Fusarium oxysporum Fo47 is the source of this 959-nucleotide messenger RNA. RefSeq lists its product as uncharacterized. The record is from RefSeq and is a predicted model, not a curated record. Bases 204 to 797 code for a protein of 197 amino acids. NCBI's taxonomy places the organism in Eukaryota, Fungi, Ascomycota, Sordariomycetes, Hypocreales, Nectriaceae. The transcript has a single exon.
ACUGCCGAAGACGAUCUCUCAGAUAUGACGAUGCGAGAUGAAGAUGAACAAGGGGAGAGAGUGUGUAUAUAAGACUAUCGAUGUUAUCUUCUUUUCGACAUUAGCUCACUCACUCAUCACUCACACUCUCAACCUCAACCCAAUCAACUCUCAACCACUCUAAACCACCACCACCACCACCAACAACAACAACAACCGCCAACAUGCAGAUCAAGGCUCUUCUCAUCACUCCCCUCGUCGCCGCUGGCGUCGUCUCUGCUGCCCCCAAGGCCAGCAGCACUCCCAAGUCUACCUUCUUCCAAGGUCUCGCCCUCCGCUCCGCCAGCCCCAUCCACUUCAACUACAUCCAGGCCAACAAGGAGUCCUUCGAGCUGAAGCUCAAGAAGCAGGAGGCCAGCUGUGACGACGGCAAGCACCACAACGAUGUCACCUUCCACCUCUACAACGACGAGCUCUGGCUCUACUCCGUCGGCAACCCUGGCCAGCAGGCCUACGUCGACCUUUCCGGCAUGGGCCAGGGCAAGUUCGGCUACACCACUGGCGCUCAGCCCAUGCCCCGUAACGGCCAGCGCAAGGGUUGGAAGAUCGACAAGGACGGCAUGCUCACCUUCGACGGUUCCAGCUUCGUUGCCUGCCCCAACGGAGACAACCUCGAGAAGACCUCUUGGUCUGUCUGGGUCUACAACAGCAUCGACAACCCCGGCGGUAACAAGAACUGCCUUCCCUUCUCUGUCAAGGCCGCCAAGGUUAAGAAGCCUGUUGGCUGCUUGUACUCUCAGGUCCAGCCCGACGAGUAAAUUCUGGCUUAUGAUGGAAUGUUUCUAGCACAUAUUUUUGCAUAACCUCUUGGUUGAGGUCAUUGGGUUUAGAGGAUGACAAGUUAUUCAUUAUAAUAGCGUUUUGGUUGGGUCAUAGAACCUGGAUAGAGUACAUACUCAAUACUUAUUUGCUUCUUUCAA